Molecule: messenger RNA, 4324 nt
Organism: Pipra filicauda (Wire-tailed manakin)
Lineage: Eukaryota; Metazoa; Chordata; Aves; Passeriformes; Pipridae
Exons: 9
Coding region: 660-3248 (862 amino acids)
Biological process (GO): female meiosis I; male meiosis I; meiotic cell cycle
Cellular component (GO): nucleus; cytoplasm
Source: RefSeq, a predicted model, not a curated record
GAGCUCGGCGUUUCUUCCCCUUCUGCCGCGGGGCCUCGGGCGCGCUUUUGGCGGGGGGGAGGAUUUCAGCCGCCGCCGAGGACUUGGAGAGGGCGCCUGGAUGAGAAAAAAAAAAAAGCCAACCCUCGGGAGACGUUCCGGGCGGGAAUUCCGCGCCGUUCCUCGCAGUGCCGGUGCGGUUCCGAGGCUCCCGUGCCAGCCCCAAAUCCUCUUGUUUCCCUUGUCCUGCGGCUCCAAGGGGUGGAGGAGAGACGCUCCCCACAGCCUGGCAACGGGGUGCGCGUGGUAACCGAGGCUGGAGCGUAACUAUGUUGGAGUAACUGGCGCAUUCCAGCGCCAGCUCCGCUUCCCGGCGCCGCGCAGGGAAUGGCUGGCGGGAGCAGCUGCGCAGGCUGAGUCAGUCCAUAAGGAUCUAAAUUUCAGCUUGCACAGCAAUGCUGCACUCUGCAGAGAGGAGAAGCUGUGUGCUGAUAACAAGGACGUGGUCAAAGUGCCACCCCUGCUCGGUGCAAGCCACAGAGGGAAUGUGUUUGCCUGUGCCAUGUGCAUUUCCAGCCAUAUAGAACAGAAGGUUCUGGUGAACGUGACACCCCAACACCUACAAUGUGAAAUCUGUGGAGAAUUCCUGUUAUUCUGUAGUAAAUAGCAAGAACCAAACAAUGGACACUCAGUUAUUUUCCCCCUUACUGGGAGCAGUUCCCGAUACCCCCCCACCCCUGGAAUCUUCCCGGCUGUGCAGCGACUGGUCGGGAUGUGGGGAGGAGAUUGGCUCAAAAACUGCUUUUCAGGACUGCACAAAGAAAAGGGCACCAAUAAAUCUUUCUUAUUCUGGCAAUGGCCCUGAUAUGUUUGGGCUGGUGUCAAGCAUUUUGGAGGAGCCAAACAAGCCUGAACCAGUUACAGAUUGGAAUUCUCUUUCAAGGUUGUUUCCCCCCAUGUGGACGCCUGACCUGGGAAGCAACGGGGGAUUCCCAGCCAAGCACCCUGUGGAAAGCAGGGAUUUCCCAAGCCUGGUGGGGAGGACACAGAGCUGCCACCAGGAGCAGCUGCAGAAGCCUCCUGAUGUGGAGAUGCUGCCCAGAGGUUUGGAAGAUCUCCAGCUCAUCGAGUCUUGGCUUUCCCCACCCGGCCCUCGCCCUCAGCCCGACGGCGCCCUGAGCAACAGCUACCCUGAAAAUUCCUCCUUGCAAAACAAUAAUAACAACAGGAUUCCCCAGGAAGGGUUUUCAUUUCACGGGGUGAACUUUAAUCAGCAUCUGUGCAGCUACGACCACGUGAGGCUCAAUGGGGACCACGAAAAAUUCGGCUCCAAUUUUGGCCCUUUUUCUUCUCAGGGCAGGCUGAAAGAAGGCACUAAUGCUCAGAAGGAGUACUGGAAAAGUGAAAGGGCAAGAGGAAAAGCCCUGAAAAAUUAUGCUCAAGAACAAACUAAGUGUUCCCCUGAUCUUUGCAAGCAGCCCUUUGAUAACUCUUGGGAUAAAGUAUCCCAGGACAACCACUGGCUUCCUAAAAGAUAUGAAAACGUUGGAUCUGCUCACAAACUGCAGUCAGCUCUCCAUCCAUCACUAUAUUUUUUCAACCAAGCCCCUAAUGAAGAUAAAUUCCCUGGAGAAACAGCCAGGAAACCCCAGGAAACCCACGUGCAAAACGGCCAUUGUGGCUUUCCUUUGGGGAGUGCUUUUAAUAAUAAUGAAUGUAAGAUUAAUGUUGGCCUGAAAGAAUUCUCUCCGAAAGUAGCUGAGUGUGAUUUAUCUGUGAAAAACGUUGUGCAGAACGGGAGCUAUUCAUCAUACCAUGGGUGUGCGUGGCUGGAUGGGAAAGGUCUGGCAGCUGGAUUGGAUAUUCCCUACGGAAAACAGGUCACAAGUCCACAGUCGUCUUCAGGGGUUUCAACCGUGUCUGGGGGUUCUCCCACCCAUCAGUCCUCUUACUACUCACAGCUCCUACCUGUCCUCCCUCCCAGGAAAGAUGGAAGGUUACAAAUAUCAAAUGGUUUUUCUGAUAACUUGGGGCUUUCUAAUUUCACCUCAGAAAACCAGAAGCAAGUGAAACCCGUCGGGCAAUCCCAGCAGGAUUCAUUGACUAAUAAGGAGGGGCCGUACCAUAAAUUCCCUGUUGAUUCCUCAUCUGACUGGGUGAUGCAGCAGAAGGCUGUAAGUGAAGACCCUGAGAAAUACCACAGGUUUCCAAAAAAGCAGAGCCAGGAAAACUGCAGUAAAGAUGACAGGAGAGGCAGAAGGAAUUGGAUUCCUCAUUUGGGAUGUACCGCCCCAAACCGCCCUCCCUUCAGUAUGUUCCCAAAAAAGCACGAACAGAACGGUGGCAGCCUGUCAGACUUCAUCAACCCUUCUUUUCUUCCUUCUUUCCCGUUAAUGUCUGAUUUUAAGCAGAACCCCAGCCUGCCUCUGUUUAAUCACCAUCUGCUUCCAUCUGCAAAUAAUUUGGGUUUUCUCCCGUCGCCGUUCCCCUUCUCGGAACUCGUUGACCUUUUUCACUGCGACGACUUGAACCCCCUGAGCCCCUUCCUCAACGACCUGUUCUGUGGGGAAGUGGCUGCCCCCUACGUGGCCUUCCCACCCCCGUUUAACAAGUACAGACCCCCAAGGAACCGCAGUGGACCUGCUAAUGAGCUUCACAUCCGACUGGAGGAGUGUUACGAGCAGUGGAGAGCUUUGGAGAAGGAGAGAAAGAAGACUGAAGCUGACCUUGCAAGACACUUCCCAGGGAAGUGCACAUCCAGCUCCAACAACGCCCCUGUGUCCCGACUCCCUGCCAACCCAUCCCGGGUGGAUCGUUUGAUCGUCGACCAGUCCCGGGAACAAGCCAGGGUGGUGGCAUUGAUAGGAACGAUGGAAAGGCUUCGUGGUGCCCCCGUGCACAGGAACAUAUCCACGGCCUUGGAACACCACAUGGAAGCCAUCCAUGGGACACGGGCCCGUCGGAAGGAUGAGAUUGUUAAUGCUGCUAAUCCCCAGAGACACGGAGUGCCACGGUCUAGCCACGAGAAAGAUGUCCUGGCUCUGGCAGCUGCCAUCAGGGCUCUGGCUGGUGCCACGCGCCGGGCUCGCACCGCGCUCUGGUGCGCGGCACAGAUGACUCUGCCGAAAAAAAACCCUCCGGCUGGGCCAGAGAAACAAGGAGCUGUUCAAAGGGCGUUGCAGGAGCUUUCUCCUCCAGGCACAAGCACACAAGAAAAAAGCAGCGUGGAGCAAGGAAAGCCCGAGGAACCCGCGAGGAUUGUGGAAUAACGGGGGAAUAAGAGCGGCGACAAAAGGGGGAGAGGCCGAGGAUGGGGAGGGAAGGACUCGGGGUCCUGCACAGCACCUUGGGAGGGGGGUUUUGAUGGGAUGUGAGAAAGCAAAAGGGUUAAUUCAUGUGCCUGGUCAGUGCUGCAGUUCUGUUACUGUGAUUCUGGUGUUGGGAGACACUUCUUGUUGCAGUGUUAAUGCGGUUUUAAUGUCGCUGGUAUUGCAGGAAGGAUUUCGAUGAUAAGAGGAACUAAACAGUAGCUGAGCAUUCCCUUGUGUGCUUUUCCAAAGCUCUGUGAGUCUCAGUCACCUGAGAAACCAGAGAGUGUGGUAGAACUUAAUUCUCCAUUUUUUUUUUGUUAAUGAGAUAAUUUAGCACAUUUAAAGGUACUUAAUAAUUAUUCAGGGCUCUUCGGGGGUUUUUUUGCACCAUAAUAUAGUUCUUUUAAGAGCCAAAGUGAUCACUGAGUAGUUUGCAUCCCAUCACUCUGCCAGGAGCAAUCCACACUCCUGUGUUUUCGGGAAUCAGGUCAUCCAGGUUAUCACCAAUUUUGAGGAGAGUAAUCAGUGUUUAGCGUUGGUUGUGUGAGAUGCUUCAGCAGCUGUGCUGCCAGUUCGGUUUCUGGCAAAACCAGUGUGAACUGAGCUUUCCCACAGCACAGUCCACUUCAAUAUUUCCAUUAAAAAGUGAUUUUGUAGCUUUGCAGCGUGUACUGCAUUGGAGUACACGUCAGCAGGUGAUAGAAAACUGUCACUCAGGAUUAGAAAUUAGAUUUAUUGGUUCCUCAGUGGGUUAAAAACCAGUAACUGUAUAACAUAGUAUGCACUUAUUUUAAUAACAAACAAUAAUUUUGUAAUUAAGUUCAUGGUACUAUAAUUUUUUUUUUCAGACACAUUCCGUAUUUAUUUUGAUGUGUUCAUUGAAUGUUUAUUUAAAAUUCUAUUUUAGUAAUAUAAAGUUUAAAUAUUUUGCCAAAUCUUCUGAAUAAUCAGAUCUAACGAUUUACUCAGGAACUCUGUAUAUUAUUAUAUAAAUAUACACAUGGUCUUUAGGGAUUUUUUUUUUUUUUUUUUGG